Molecule: messenger RNA, 5840 nt
Organism: Nematolebias whitei (Rio pearlfish)
Lineage: Eukaryota; Metazoa; Chordata; Actinopteri; Cyprinodontiformes; Rivulidae
Product: A disintegrin and metalloproteinase with thrombospondin motifs 9-like
Exons: 39
Coding region: 12-5840 (1942 amino acids)
Biological process (GO): proteolysis; extracellular matrix organization
Cellular component (GO): extracellular matrix
Molecular function (GO): zinc ion binding; metalloendopeptidase activity
Source: RefSeq, a predicted model, not a curated record
CGUGGACAAUCAUGCAUGUGCUCUUCUGGGGCUUGGGCUUCCUACUGCUCCCGGAUUUCUUGAAUGUAGUCGCAUCCGCGGGGAGAUUGCUUUGGAGUUCACGCGCAGAGCCGGAGGAGCUGGGCGCGUAUGAGAUUGUGACGCCGCAGCGGGUGAAUGAAGCCGGUGACAAGUUGCCAACCAGCGCGCAUUUCAGGAGGAAGAGGAGAAGUUUGGACGAAGUUCAGACGGAGCUCUGGGACUCGGAUCACGUCCACUACAGGAUAUCUGCCUUCGGGAAACACUAUCACCUCAACCUGACGCUGGACGCGGGAUUUAUUGCUCCUCUGUACACUGUGACCGUACUAGGAGCGCCCCAAGGAGCAAACAGGACAGAUGCGGAGGGAGAGGGGAAGGAGAGGGGGGAGGAGGGGGAGGAAGAAGAAGAGGACACGGAGUUAAGGCACUGCUUUUACAGAGGACAUGUAGACGCACAGGAACAACACGCAGCCGUCAUCAGCUUGUGCUCCGGACUGCUUGGCACUUUCAGGUCUCCAGAUGGGGAGUACUUUGUGGAGCCCCUGCACAGCUACGAAGGGGAACACUUCGAGGAAGAACACACAAAACCUCACGUCGUGUACAAGAAACGUGCAUCAAAGAACCACACGUCUGAAGCAACCUCGGCUUGUGACACUUCAGGACACAAACACCGACAUAAGAGACACAAGCUGAAGAGGACGCCAGCCACCGGGGUCACCGCUGUCUCCCAGCCUGAAGUCAGAACCAGUAUAUUCAACGACCUGGAGUCUCUGAGCGUCAGCCUGGCCGGUAACGCUCGGCUCAAAUCCGAGCAGGGCAUUAGCAGCACUAGACCAUCAAAUGAUAGCAGCGGGGACUCAGGACCUCACAGGAGAUCAAAGCGUUUCCUCUCCUACCCGCGCUUUGUUGAAGUCAUGCUGGUCGCCGACAGCAAAAUGGUGGAGCAUCAUGGCAACAACCUGCAGCACUACAUCCUCACGUUAAUGUCCAUAGUUUCUUCCAUCUACAAGGAUCACAGCAUAGGCAACCUGAUUAACAUUGUGAUCGUUAAGUUAGUGAUAAUGAACAACGAGUUGGACGGUCCAGUCAUCUCCUUCAACGCACAGACCACUUUAAAGAACUUCUGCAUCUGGCAGCAGAGUCAGAAUGUCUUGGAUGAUAGCCACCACUCCCAUCACGACACAGCCAUCCUUAUCACCAGGCAAGACAUCUGCAGAGCGAGGGAUAAGUGUGACACCUUAGGACUUGCAGAGCUGGGUACAGUGUGUGAUCCGUACAGAAGCUGCAGCAUCAGUGAGGACAAUGGGCUCAGCACGGCCUUCACUAUAGCCCACGAACUCGGCCAUGUAUUCAACAUGCCUCAUGACGACAGUAACAAGUGUAAGGAGGACGGAGUGAAGAUCCAGCAACAUGUGAUGGCUCCCACGCUUAAUUACAACACAAACCCUUGGUUGUGGUCCAAAUGUAGCAGGAAGUACAUCACAGAGUUUCUAGACACAGGAUACGGCGAGUGCUUGCUGGACGAGCCCGUGUCUCGGCCGUACAGUCUGUCGCAGCAGCUGCCCGGGCGGAUAUACAGCGUCAAUAAACAGUGCGAGUUGAUAUUUGGACCUGGAACGCAGUUGUGCCCUUACAUGAGUCAGUGUCGGAGGCUGUGGUGCACCAGUCCGGAGGGAGCCCAGAGGGGCUGCAGGACGCAGCACAUGCCGUGGGCAGAUGGCACCGAAUGCUCACCUGGGAAGCACUGCAAACACGGCUCGUGUAUAGUCAGAGAGCACAACACCGCGCCUGUGGAGGGGGCGUGGGGGGGUUGGAGUCCUUUCGGCACCUGCUCACGAACGUGCGGCGGCGGCAUAAUGAUAGCGAUGCGCGAAUGCAACCAGCCCUUGCCCAAGAACGGAGGAAUGUACUGCGUCGGCCGCCGGAUGAAGUUUCGUUCUUGCAACUCGGAGCCCUGCUCUAAACAAAAGAAGGACUUCAGGGAGGAGCAGUGUGCUGCUUUUGAUGGCAGGCACUUCAACAUCAACGGUCUACCUCCUAAUGUUCGCUGGGUGCCCAAAUACAGCGGAAUCCUGAUGAAGGACAGGUGUAAGCUGUUCUGCAGAGUGGCGGGCAGCACGGCCUACUAUCAGCUCAGGGACAGGGUCAUCGACGGCACGCCAUGUGGACCCGACACCAACGACAUCUGUGUGCAGGGCCUGUGCAGGCAAGCAGGCUGUGAUCACGUACUGAACUCUAAAGCCAGGAGAGACAAGUGUGGAGUGUGUGGAGGUGAUAACUCUUCCUGCAAAACCGUAGCAGGCACCUUCAACAUUGUGCACUACGGCUAUAAUGAAGUAGUCCGUAUACCCAGUGGUGCUACAAACAUAGAUGUGCGUCAGCACAGCUACUCAGGGAAACCGGAGGAUGACAACUACCUCGCCGUAUCAAGCAGCCGCGGAGAAUUCCUGCUCAACGGAGAAUUUGUGGUCAGCAUGUUCAAAAGGGAAAUCAAAGUAGGAGAAGCUGUCGUCGAGUACAGCGGCUCCGAUCACGUGAUCGAGAGGAUCAACUGUACCGAUCGCAUCGAGGAGGAGAUCAUUGUCCAGGUGCUGUCCGUCGGGAACCUUUACAACCCAGAUGUCAGGUACUCCUUUAAUAUCCCCAUCGAGGAUAAGCCUCAGCAGUUCUUCUGGGACGCGUAUGGGCCCUGGCAGGAGUGCAACCGUCUGUGCCAAGGUGAGCGUAAGCGUAAGAUUCUGUGCAGUAGAGAAUCGGACGGUGUGGUGGUGUCAGACCAGAGGUGUCACGGUACAGCUCGACCUGCUGUCAUCACCGAGCCCUGCAACGCUGAAUGUGAACUCAGGUGGCACGUGGCUCGUAAAAGUGAAUGCACAGCUCAGUGUGGCCUCGGAUAUCGCACUCUGGAAAUAUAUUGCACCAAGUUCAGCCGCCCCGAUGGCAAGAUCCAGAAGGUUGAUGACCGCUACUGCAGUGGUCAACGCAAACCUGAGGAUAAAGAAAGUUGCCAUGGAGACUGUAACCCCGGUGGUUGGGAUUACUCUCCCUGGUCAGAGUGCUCAAAAAGCUGCGGUGGCGGCACUCGACGUCGAGGGGCGGUGUGUCGAAAGGUCGCUGAGGGCAGCGGGGAUGAGAGCAAAUGCAGUCAAAGGGACAAACUGACCGUCCAAUCCUGCAACGAUUUCCACUGCCCACAAUGGAAAACUGGUGACUGGUCCGAGUGCCUUGUAACGUGUGGGAAAGGCUACAAGCAUCGUCAGACGUGGUGUCAGUUUGGUGAGGAGCGUCUGGACGACCAUUUUUGUGGCUCAUCGAAACCCGAGUCAGUGCAGACUUGCCAGCAACAAGAGUGUGCGUCUUGGCAAGUUGGACCGUGGGGACAAUGCACUACCUCUUGUGGGUCGGGCUACCAGAUGCGAGCAGUGAAGUGUGUGGUGGGCUCCUAUGGUUCUGUGGUGGAUGACACUGAAUGUAAUGCUGCCACACGACCCACAGAUACCCAGGACUGUGAAGUAGCUCAGUGUCCCAGCAGCCAACCAGUUCCCCCAGGAACUAAAGUCCCUUCUCACCAGGGCCACAAAACCCAGUGGCGUUUUGGUUCCUGGACUCAGUGUAGCGCCAGCUGUGGCAAAGGGUCGCGGAUGCGCUACGUGAGUUGCCGGGACAACCAUGGCGGGGUUGCAGAGGAAUCGGCAUGCAUUCACUUGCCAAAACCCCCUGCCAGGGAAGUUUGCUCGGUAGUAGCUUGUGGGCAGUGGAAAGUGCUGGAAUGGUCAGCGUGCUCUGUGAGUUGUGGGCAGGGAAAGACGACGCGGCAGGUGCUAUGCCUUAACUUCAGUGAACAGGAAGUGAACGCCAGUGAAUGUGACCCAGACGAUCGUCCUGCCACAGAGCAGGACUGUGCUAUGUCUCAGUGCCCGUCCAGCUCCAGUGAGUCCCGGCCUUCACCGUCUUCACCAGACACCAGCGCCAGAAACAACCUGCUGCACAGCCAGUCCCACCAAUGGCGUACCGGACCCUGGGGCGCGUGCUCCAGCACAUGUGCAGGAGGCUUCCAGCGUCGCGUUGUGGUGUGCCAGGACGAGAACGGUUACCCUGCCAGCAGCUGUGAGGAUCGCAGCCGACCCAACGAGCAGCGAUCCUGCGAAUCAGGCCCGUGUCCUCAGUGGGUCUAUGGAAACUGGGGCGAGUGCACUAAGCCUUGUGGAGGAGGGAUUAAGACGAGGCUGGUGGUGUGUCAGCGUCCAAACGGCGAGCGUUUCAGCGAUCUGAGCUGCGAGAUCCACGACAAGCCACCAGAUCGAGAGCAGUGCAAUACUCAUCCGUGCUCCUCGAGCCCUCACUGGAGCACAGACCCAUGGAGCUCGUGUUCAGCGUCCUGUGGAAGAGGCGUCCGAACCCGCAAGGUGAGCUGCGUAGCCGAGUCCGGCCGUUCGAUCCCGGAGGAAAACUGCCUCCAGCUGUCCCCCAAACCCAGCAAGCAGAAGCGCUGCAGAGGUGGGCGAUGCCCCAAGUGGAAGACUGGCAGCUGGGGGGAGUGUUCGGCUUCAUGUGGCGACGGCAUCCAGCGGCGAGAGGUUUUCUGCCAAGUCGGUGACCGCCGGAGUUCUCAGGAGAGCGGCUGUUCCCAGCGUUCCCGACCGCCGUCCAGCCAGACUUGUCGGGUCGGAGACUGUCCCGCUCGGUACCGAUGGAGGGAGGGCGACUGGCAGCCGUGCAGUGAGUCGUGCGGAUCGGGCCACCGAAGGCGAGCGUUGCAUUGUGUGGAUUACAACCAACAGGAGGUCCAUGAAAUGCACUGCAUGAACCAGAUCAGACCGCCAGACAUGGAGAGCUGCAACACACACGCCUGCGAAUUAAUCUGGAUUACCGGGGAGUGGACGGAGUGCUCAGUCAGCUGUGGUCAAGGCUACCACCAGCGUCUCAUCUCCUGCAGUGAGGUCCAUGUGGAGAACGACAACUAUGAGUACGGCCACCAGUCUUUGUCCGACUGUCCUGGAACCCCCCCAGAGAGAUACAUGCCCUGUAAUCUGGGCCAGUGCCCACCGCCACAGGAGUGGAGGGCAGGAAACUGGGAACCGUGCUCAGUGAGCUGUGGGGACGGCGUGAUGGAAAGGACAGUGUGGUGUGUCUCAGCAGACGGACAAGAAAGUAACCGAUGUUCUCUGGAUGCAAUGCCCAACACCAGAAAAGUCUGCACCAACCCAAGCUGCCGCCUGCCUUCUAGCUGUCUUGACAUCCAAAGCAUGAACGGCCCCAUGCAGGACACCGAACACUUCCUUAAUGUUCAAGGAAAAGUCCUCAAGGUUUAUUGUGCAGGAAUGCAGACAGAGGCUCCGCAGGAGUUCGUCACCUUGACGACCGGCGAGGAGGAGAAUUUCUCUGAGAUCUUCGGCUUCAGGCUCAACGACCCCACACAAUGCCCGGCCAACGGCUCUAGAAGAGACGACUGUGACUGUCGAAGAGACUACACAGCCGCAGGCAUCACCUCCUUCUCUAAAGUUCGCCUGGACCUUAGAAGGAUGCACAUCAUCACUACAGACUGGACGUUUGCUUCCACUCGUGAAGGCAAGAGUGUCCCGUUUGCAACAGCUGGAGACUGUUACAGCUUGGCAAGCUGUCCACAGGGUGUGUUCAGGAUCAACUUGUCAGGAACAGGUUUAAAGGUGGCGGAGGACGCCUCGUGGAUCUCCCAGGGCAACUACGCAGUGGCUAAUGUGCAAAAAUCACAGGACGGCAGCAGAGUGUCAGGAAUCUGUGGAGGCUACUGUGGAAAAUGUGCUCCGUCCUCUGACAGCAGUCUGCCUGUAACCAUGGAGUAG